This is a messenger RNA of Ctenocephalides felis (cat flea), 760 nucleotides long. RefSeq lists its product as uncharacterized. The transcript is spliced from 2 exons. The record is from RefSeq and is a predicted model, not a curated record. Lineage: Eukaryota; Metazoa; Arthropoda; Insecta; Siphonaptera; Pulicidae. The coding region runs from base 43 to 558 and encodes 171 amino acids.
GAAAUCGUAGUAGCAAGUGAAGAAAAAAAUCAGUAAAUCACAAUGAAGUUCUCUUUGGUAGUAUUUUUGGCUUGUGCCAUCGUGGCAACAACUUUGGCAGCUGCUCCUAAUUCCCAAAGACAGAAAAAGGAUAGUGACAAACUUCCUGGAGUAAGGAAAAAUGAGAACCAUGAACGUGCAGCUGCUCCUCAUCCUGCUCCUCGUGCCAACAAUAAAGGAGCCAAAAAAACCCAAGCCAGAGCCGGACCACCAGCCCCAAACCCAGAUAAAACCACUUCUGAAAUAGACCUCCAAACCGCCGUCAAAUCCGCCUUUGACGCCUUUGCUCCUUUGGCCAAAGACGGUUCAAGUUUGGCAGUAGAUGCAGUAAAAAGCUUCCUAGGUGACAACAAAGCUCGCAAUUCUCCAGCCAAUUUGCAAAAACGUGCUGCCAAAUUGGCUACUGACAGUUUUAAUGCUGUCAGAGAUUUUACACCAACUGUGAACAAAUUGGUGCAGACUUACGUACCAAAAGCCUUGGAAACUGCUUCCAAGACUUUGGACUUGCUAGGAUUCUGAGGAACUAGGAUUGAUAUUGGGAUCGAAUGCUUGUACAAUAAUUAUUAGAUAAUAACACUAUUUUUUAAAAUUAAUAGUUGUACAAGUGUUAAUAAGAGCACGUUUGAUGGAUCCACUGGUUAAUAGAAAUGUUCGUGAAAAUGUUAAUGUUUACUAAUAAAUAUAUAUUUUACUAAUGCAAAACAAAAUUAUACUAAUAAAA